CGGAGUCGUUUGCAGAGCUGGAGCUGCCGCAAAGCCCCGUCCUCCAGGGCUUUUUUAAACACCGUGUUUUGCUUCAUGCUCCAACUAUAUCAUCCAAUUGACGAGCUUCAGCGCUAAAAAGCGUUGAACCGGCGACGACGAGAGCUUUAUUAGGAAGAAAGACACCAACUGCAUGUUUGAAAAACUGUGAAGGAAAAAUAACAGAGAGAGACAGAGAAGGAGAGAGAUACUGGAUUGCGGGUCAACAAAUUUAACCCUUCAUCUGCGGCUGCAUUGUCGCUCUCUAUCUGUAGGGGGAACGGUUAGUUUUUGGGGGUCGGGGGGAGACACGACACGAAGGAGUCUCUCCGUGGUGAAAUGUGAGUGUCGUUGACCGCUAUUCCCCCUUUUUAUUUUUCAAUGUGGUUGAGACUGCAGCCGUCGCAGCGAGCUCGGAGUGUCCGCGUUGAUGCAGCAGUGCUCGGCUGCCACCGGACCUGGGAAGACAAUAGUGGAAAUAUGAAAUAUAUACACGACGCCGGCCUGGACUCCCCAAAACGACACUAGAAAACUGAGUCUCUACACCCGCUGCUUUUUUUGGGAUUCACCAGUCGUGACUUUCUCUGCAGUGUCCGCGUGAGGAAUCAGGGUUAGACAGUGAAGCGACAGCCGGGCAGGUACCUGCUGAAGGAUGGCGGCCGUGGUGAACUACUCUCCACCGUGGUGGGUGAAUCUGCUCCACCGGUUGCCUCAUUUCAAUUUGGAGUUCCAGGUAGUGAGCAGUGACUUCAGGCCGGAGGACUCUGAGUACCAGAAGUCUAUUCUGCUGCUCGGUGCCGUGGCCCUGCUGUGUCUGGGCCUGGACCUCAUCUUCCUCCUCUUCUACUCCUUCUGGCUUUGCUGCCGACGGCGCAAGAGCGACGACUCCUCGCACUCCCAUACGCACUCCCAGCAGCCCAGCGCCGACUGCUGCUGCACCGCCUGGUGCGUCAUCAUCGCCACGCUCGUCUGCAGCGCUGGCAUCGCCGUAGGAUUCUACGGAAAUGGGGAGUCGAGUGACGGAGCCAAUCGUGUGGCUUACUCGCUCCGUCAUGCCAACCGCACCGUGUCUGGGGUGGAGAAACUGGUGUCAGACAGUGCCCUAGCCUUAAACCAGACAGUGGAGGAUAACCUGGGCCAGUUGGAGACAGCGUACCAGGAGCAGACGGACUACGUGUCCAUCGUUCAAAAGCUGCAGGGACAGUUGGACGAGCUGGUGAAGCUGAUGGUGGAUGUUCCCUUCUGGUCCAAUACUGACAUUUCCCUGGAGGACCUGGCCCGCAAGACAGAGGCCUUUGACUUUUACAGGUGGUUGGGGUACCUUGGCCUGCUGCUGUUUGAUGUUCUCAUUUGUCUCCUGGUACUCUUCGGCCUGAUACGCAACUCCAGGGGAACUCUGAUUGGAGUGUGUCUCAUGGGGGUUCUCACUUUGAUAAUCAGCUGGGGGUCUCUCGGCCUGGAACUGGCUGUCGCUGCUUCGGCCAGCGACUUCUGCGUUUCCCCGGAUACCUACAUCACCAGGGUAACCAAGGAUAAUGCUGUCAUCAACCAAGAUAUCCUGCAGUAUUACCUGAAGUGCAGCUCUGGCCAAGUUAACCCUUUCCAGCAGAGGCUGUCAGGGAGCCACAAAGCAUUGGUGGAGAUGCAGGAUGAUGUGGCAGAACUACUGAGAUCAGCAACACGUGAUUAUGCCAACACCAAGGGAACUCUCGAGCAAAUCCAGUCUGUGCUGAAUUCCACUGAAGUCGGUCUUCACCAGCUGACUGCUCUGGUCGACUGUCGCAGCCUACACAUGGAUUACGUCCAAGCGUUGACAGGACUGUGUUACGACGGCGUGGAGGGUGUCAUCUACCUGGUGCUUUUCUCCUUUGUCACCGCUCUCAUGUUCUCCUCAAUUGUAUGCAGUGUGCCACAUACCUGGCCUGGCAAGAGGACGGAUGAGGAAGACGGAGAGGACGAGUCGGGUGCCUCACGGGGCGGUGUGCACGAUAACCUGUACCGCGUUCACAUGCCCAGUCUCUACAGCUGUGGCUCCAGCUACGGUAGCGAAGCUAGCCUGCCCGCUACAGCCCACACUGUCAGCAAUGCCCCCGUCACUGAAUACAUGAGCCAGAACGCAAACUUUCAGAACCCUCGGUGUGAGAACACCCCCCUGAUUGGCAGGGAGUCCCCUCCACCCUCUUACACCUCUAGUAUGAGAGCGAAGUACCUGGCCACAAACCGACCGGACCAGAACCGACGCUCAGUUCCCAACGACCAGCUGGACCCAGCUAGCCGGCCUCACCCCACUGCCCGACCACAGUCCUCAGUCCAUUAGAGACCGGAGCCGCACCAGUCCACCCCCCUGUACUGCCUGAAUCCAGUUCUCACAGCCAACAACAACAACAACAACAACAACACCACUACGACCCAACCCAAUGCUCAGUAGAGCUUUAAGCACCAACAGGACCCUGGUUUGUCAAGGUCUGCUGAAUUUCACCAAAACCGGUUCACCAGAAACACAACAGCAAGCCAGAAACUCAUCAACCAAGAGCCUCAGCAAAGGACAGCACUUUUAUGGUCAACUCCUCCGUCUCAACACAGAAAAUCCAUAAAACCGAAACCCAUCUCAGAAGAUCAGUUAUCUCUUCUCUCAUUCUUUGUGGACACACACACACACACACACGCCCAGCGCUGCUCAGCUGAUCAGCCCGACACACACCCACAAUGCACAGCAACUAAAGCGCCUUGACUCGGACUUCAGUUUCUUCUACUACUGUUCAAAUCUGUCCUCCUCCACCGGGAUCCGUACACCGCCCCCUAGUGGAGACAGCUACACCCACUCAAACCCACUCAAUCCCCUCACACUUUUACAUUCAGACUACAGGCACACACACAUGCAAACACACACACACAGACACACACACAUGCACACACACAUGCACACACACAUGCACACACACACUGUACAGAUCUGUAAAUAGUAAAACGUGUGCUUUACUCUGAUUUCAUGAAGAAUAGACUGUUGAAUCAUUACUGGUAAUGUGGUGUGCUGCGUGUUUAUCAUGGAAACUUUUGCUGUAUAUCUCAUACUUACACACACACACACACACACACACACACACACACGCACACACAAAAACAAACACACAAAUAAGCAGAUAGUCUUAACUGAACACACAUCUUUAUAGAUAAUAAGCCAGUGAAUCAGAAAGCCAUGUUUAGAUAGAAACCGUACCAACCACAUCCACGCUCUCUGUCUUUAGCUUAACAUUCGUCGUCUUAACUAAGACUUAUAACUUGAAUCGUGAGCUCAAAAAAAAGUGUGUCCACUUCUCUCUCUCUGGCUCUCUCUCUCUCUCCGUAUACGUGCAACACGCACGUCGCUUAAUGCAUUUUUAAUAUGAGCCAGGAAUCCUGUUGUGGAAUAACUGUUUCGAUUUUGGGGGGGGGAUUCGAGUGAGAGGAGUCAAAGAACACAAGGAGGCUCAACCUGUGCCAAAAAACUCUGAAUAACAUGAGGGAUGCCUGAUUCUAUCCUCUUCUCUCCUACUGCCUCCAUAUGUCUCAAAAAAAAGGGAAAAACCAACUCAAGUGGAAUGUUUUCCCUCCAGCUGUACAUAAUAAAGGAAACGGGAAAAGACACUUGAAAAGGGCGAACAACGGACAGAAAAUGGAAUAAAUUACGACGAAACGUUUACCAGGUGCUAUGUAAGCCAGUCAAAAAGUUCCAGGACUGAGGAGGGAUGGAAACUUUUAUUAUUACUUUUAAUGUUUUUGUUUUCAUUCAGGGAUGUGAUUAGGAAAGCAAAAGCAGUGAAAAAAACAAAAAACAGGAAGUUGUGUCCCGAAACCUGAAAUAUCAUGUCCCUUGAUGAAAAAUGUUGCUUCAAAAUGUUUCAAAAUUAAAGGAUGGUGGGUGUUUUUUUAUGUUUUUAUCAUAAGCUGACAUUCGGGAUGUGAUACUGUGACAAACUGUAGUAUUUUAUCUCUGCUUCUAUACUGUUGUUAGGUUUUUAUCCUCCUCUGCUUUUAUUUUGUCAACUGGUGACAUCGUUGGAUUGAUAUUUUUAGCCACCGGUAGCGACUCCUUUUUUGUUUUUCUCUCUUUUUCUUUUUUAAAAACCCAUUUAAGCACAAAUUCUCUCUGAGGUGACUUUGUGAGAACGAGAAGAAAAAAAACACACUGCCCGGGACACUUCCAGUGGUUGUUUUCCUGCUCCGAGACUGUGUACAGUGUAUAAAAAACAGUAGUCGUGAACCUGUGUGUGUGUGCGUGACAUCACUGCAGCGUGAUUGGCUCUAUCGCUCUAUCUCAGUGUUACCGUGUGUAAGUACAGUGAUCGGUGUGUUUGACUGGCAGCAAGUAAGGGCCAGCUUAUCUAGCCUGAGUCAUUUCUACACAGACGCAACGCAUGCCCUCAUACACACACACACACAUACAUUCUGUACACACACACACACACACACAUACACAUAUGCUGUACAGACACACACACACACAUUCAAUUCAAUACAAUACACACCACAGCUGCUUAUAAAAUCCAUCUUACCCUACUUUUGUCCUGUUUACAUGCACACAUAGAUCUGUAGUAACUGCACGCGUCCACCCACAGCUGUGACAUCACACUGAUAACCACCAUUUGCAUUAUGGGUGAUGUAGUAUGUAGUAAGCAAAUUUCAGAUUUCAAAGCAAGUCAAUUCAGGAUCUAAUGACUAGAUCGGGAUCUAGUCAUUAGAGCGAGCAAGAGCAAGAGCCCUAACAUUCAAACGCCUCUCAAACACCAUUCCUGUACAGCAUUUUAAUAUUUGAUUAAUCAAUGACCACUUCUCGUAUUAGCGAGACAAUCUUACAUGUGUGAUUUUAUUAGAAAGAGAGAUGCCCAUGUUAUGGUAACAAUGCUACCUAUGGUCUUGUACUUUACAGUGUUUUUUGCACCAUUGAUGCAAACGAUGUUAAGAUCUGUGGGUCUAGUCACUGAUUAAUGGCCUUUCAUAAUGUUUUUAAACUCUUACAACACUCUUCAUAUCACAACUUCAUAUGUUUUUUUAAUUUUUCUCUGUCUUGUAAAAAUCAAACUUUAAAGAUAAAAUAAUAGCUAGCUGUUUUGUAGGAGAAUAAAGGCAAGAGCAGCGUUUUUCCUCUCUUAUUAAUGGUGAAUGACUCUCUGUCUUGCAAUGUUUUAAUAAAACUAUUCCAGUGUAGUCUGCGCACCUGACGUACAGGUGUAUUUGAAUUCCUGUGUGUGUGACGCUUUUAUGGGAUUUAACCAUCCCGGUGCAGUGCGACUCGUUGGAAAAAGAGCCACACUCCCGAAGAAGAGUGAGGAAUGCUCGCAUGUAUGUGUGCUGUUAUAACAGGACUUCAAAUACACCUCUGUCCAGAUGUGACAGAAAACCAAUGUUUUCUAUGGCUGUUUUUAUUUUCUGAUGGUUUAACUAAAAUAUUAAUGAUGUACAUGUCAAAACUGUGGUAAUGAUAUAAUUCAGCCUGGAAUAAAUGUUUUAAAAAAAAGAAAUUAAAGCAACUUUAACGUACUGA
Scomber scombrus (Atlantic mackerel) is the source of this 5539-nucleotide messenger RNA. It is a transcript of the gene ttyh3b, whose product is annotated as tweety family member 3b. The coding region runs from base 671 to 2335 and encodes 554 amino acids. Gene Ontology annotation, molecular function: volume-sensitive chloride channel activity; intracellularly calcium-gated chloride channel activity. Lineage: Eukaryota; Metazoa; Chordata; Actinopteri; Scombriformes; Scombridae. The record is from RefSeq and is a predicted model, not a curated record. Gene Ontology annotation, cellular component: plasma membrane. The transcript has 15 exons.